This is a messenger RNA of Capronia coronata CBS 617.96, 519 nucleotides long. RefSeq lists its product as uncharacterized. The transcript has a single exon. Gene Ontology annotation, molecular function: fatty acyl-CoA hydrolase activity. Lineage: Eukaryota; Fungi; Ascomycota; Eurotiomycetes; Chaetothyriales; Herpotrichiellaceae. The coding region runs from base 1 to 519 and encodes 172 amino acids. The record is from RefSeq and is a predicted model, not a curated record.
AUGGCUCCGGACCGGGCCCCCAAGAGAACAAUCUUCCAAAUGAACGACUUCUUGAAUCUCCCAAUUCGAGACCGCGUACAAGCCCUCUCGGAUGCCAUCAUCAAAGACCCCGACUUCUUCGGGUUCGACACCUACGCCCUACGUUCCGGCGUAAAACUAGUCGACGUCCAACCCAACAUCACAAAAUGGGAAAUAGAAAUCGGAUCCCACCUCUGCAAUAGGUCACGAAACCUGCAUGGGGGAGCGGCAGCCACGAUUUUGGACAACCUGACCUCGACGGCUCUUUUGACGAUAGCCAAGCCGGGUUUUCUCGAUGGAGGGCACGUUAGUCGCACGAUCACUAUGAGUUAUCUCCGGCCUGUCCCUAUAGGGGCGAAAGUGACGGUCGAUUGUGAGGUUCAGUCGGCAGGGAGGAACAUGGCCAACAUUGUGGGCAAGAUCUUUCUUGAUGGGAAGCUUUGUGUUAGCUGUGUCCACGAUAAAGCAGUGUUUGCACGACAGCCGGCUGCGAAGUUGUGA